Messenger RNA from Molossus molossus (Pallas's mastiff bat), 1404 nucleotides. RefSeq names its product melanoma antigen preferentially expressed in tumors-like. The transcript has 3 exons. Gene Ontology annotation, cellular component: cytoplasm. The coding region runs from base 1 to 1404 and encodes 467 amino acids. Gene Ontology annotation, biological process: negative regulation of cell differentiation; negative regulation of apoptotic process; negative regulation of DNA-templated transcription. Lineage: Eukaryota; Metazoa; Chordata; Mammalia; Chiroptera; Molossidae. The record is from RefSeq and is a predicted model, not a curated record.
AUGAACCAAAAGGCCACAGCCACACUGCUAGAGCUUGCUGCAAAGUGUCUGCUGAGUAAUGAGCCUGCAGCUAUCCAUGCCCUGGGAGAACUCCCAAGAGACCUCUUUGUUCCACUGUUCAUUGCUGCCUUCUUGGGUAGGCAUAUGAAGGUACUAAAGGAAAUGGUGAGGGUUUGGCCCUUUCACUGUCUCCAUAUUGGGACAUUGAGUGCAGAAGAGACAUAUUAUGAAAUCUUGGAAGCCAUGGUUGAUGGUCUGCAAAUCCUCCCUGCUCAGAACUCUUCCACUUGGAAACCAAAACUGAGGAUCCUAGAUUUAAGGCAGGACCCAGACUGUGAGACAACAUGCUCAGAGGUCACAACAACAUUCCCUUUCUGUUUUCAAUCCUGUGUUUACUCUCAACACUCCAUCUUUAAAAUAGAAGAAGCCCAGCAUAAUGUCAGGUGCCUCAAAAUCAUUAAUUCAGAGUCUGAACUACACUCAGCCUGGGAACCCAUGGAAUUAUUAGUGGACCUUUCCAUCGGUGGUACCUUGAGAACUAAGCAAUUUCUUUCUUUCCUUCAGAGUAAAGUUGAACAGAGCUUUGGGAUCUUGCACCUCUGUUGCAGAGGUUUGCAAAUUGAUAAUAUAUCUGCCGACAAAAGUACCCUGAAGUUUCUGGAUGUGGGAUGCAUUGAUCACCUUGAAAUGGAUCAGGCUGAUCUGAAUGAGAUCACCAACCUUUUGUCUCAGAUGAUCCACCUGAACAGCCUUAGUCUGUCUAACAUCCCUCUUAAAUCUUGUAAGAGAAGAAAUUUCAGAAAUUUUCUCAUUUUUCUUGGGAAGCUGGGCAACCUGCAGGAGCUCAGUUUGUCUUCCUUCUGCCUCAAAAAUCAACUGCACAAACUUCUCAGAGUCCUGCCACCUCAGUUGGAUACAUUGUAUCUACCUUACUGUGAACUUUCUAACAGAGAUGUCACUGCCCUGUCCCAGAGCUUUCAAGCCACCCACCUAACGCUGUUGAAUCUCAGUAACAACCAGAUAUUCUCAGAAGGUUAUGAGCCCUUCCAGAUUCUGCUGGAGAAGGUCUCAGGCACCCUGAAGCUUUUGGAGUUAAAUCAUUGCCUGAUAACUGAUUCUACCCUCUCUGCUGUCCUCCCAGCCCUGAGCCACUGUUCCCACCUCCGUGUCCUUAGCUUUGUCUUCAACCCCAUUUCAAUGCCUAUGCUCAUGAGCCUUCUGCAGCACUUAACAUCCUUGAUGGAACUGAAGCAUGUGAUUUAUCCUGUCCCUGUUCAUUGCUAUGAACAAUGGGAUUUUCACAGCAGUUUGAACCAGCGGAAACUUGCAGAAGUGCAGGCCCAAUUGAAGGUGAUGCUACAGGCAGCUCAACGGGACGACAUGAACUGGACCACUUCUCAGUGA